This is a messenger RNA of Aplosporella prunicola CBS 121167, 2070 nucleotides long. RefSeq lists its product as uncharacterized. The record is from RefSeq and is a predicted model, not a curated record. Bases 1 to 2070 code for a protein of 689 amino acids. Gene Ontology annotation, molecular function: protein binding. The transcript is spliced from 3 exons. NCBI's taxonomy places the organism in Eukaryota, Fungi, Ascomycota, Dothideomycetes, Botryosphaeriales, Aplosporellaceae.
AUGAGCGUCACCAAUCUUGACUCGGACCUCAAGCGCCUGCGCCUGGGUCGCAACACCUCCGAGGCGCAGAACGAAGUGCGCGCCUGGAUCGAAGAAUCGCUCGGCGAACAGCUGCCGCCCGGCGACCUCAUGGCUAUCCUCAAGGACGGCACCGUCCUGUGCAGGCUUGCCAACCUGGCCGUCCCCCCACCCGGCAUCAAGUUCAAGAAAUCCGCCAUGCCCUUCAUGCAGAUGGAGAACAUUUCGCACUUCCUCAAGGCCUGCGAGAAGCCCCCCUUUAACAUGCAUGCGCACGACCGCUUCCUGACCGUCGACCUGUUCGAGGGCAAGGACCCGGCCCAGGUCCUGCAGUGUCUGGGCGCCUUCAGCCGUGUCGCCCAUCAGCUCGACCCCGCCAAGUUCCCCACCACCAUCGGCCCCAAGAAGAGCACCGCCCCGCUCAGCCCAUCCGCCACCGGCUCUGGCGGAGGCCUCACUGCCGGCGGAUACUCGACCAGCGGCUUUGGUCGUAGUCGCGGCUUGAGCAACUCGAGCAACGGCGGCGGCCGUCCCCCGGCUCUCGGCUCGCUGAGCCCUGCUCCCACCGGUGGCUCCGGCGCUUCUAGCCCGUCGGCGAGAUCGCCGUCCGCGGGACCGGUCAGCAGCUGGGCCAAAAAGGGUGACGAGGGCACCACAUCGCCUGCCUGGAACAUUUUCCAGUACGGCUACAUGGGCGGUGCGAGUCAGGGUAACCAGGGCGUCGCGUUUGGCGCACGCCGACAGAUCACCACGGCCGCACCACACGUCCCUAGCGCCGCGGAGAAGGAACGCAAGCGAAAGGAGCAGGAAGCCGAAACGGAGCGGCAACGCGUCGCGGCCGACGAAGCCGAGCACCACCGGCAGGUCGAACGCAAGGCCGAGGAGGAUCGGGCACGCGUCGAAGAAGAGCGUCGCUGGGAGGAGGAAACGGCACGGCAACGCGAGGCAGAGAAGCGCAAGGUCGAAGCGCAGAAGCGUGAGUGGGAGCAGCAAGAGCGCAAGUGGCAAGCUGACGAGGAGGCUCGGCAGCGCGAGGAACGGGCGGCCCAGGAGAAACUCGACCGUGAGACGCAACGCAAACGCGCGGGCUCGGACGCGCGGCUCCGCGGCCAGUACCUGAGCCAAUACCAGGCGGAGCAGCAGGGGGGUCCGGCCCAGAAACCGGGCCACGUCCGCCGCAGCAGCCGCAACGACCCGGAACUGGAAGCCGAGCGGCAGCGCGUGGCGGACCUGGAGCGCCAGCUGGCCGAGGCCAAGCAGCGCGAGGCGCAGUAUCAGCGGGAGCGGGAGGAGAGGUUUCGGGGGCCAUCGUCGACGGUGGGCAUGCGCUCAACCAGCAACCGGCUGGAGGAGAUGGCACGCCCGCCCUCGCCGCCCGAGAGUAACGUGUCGUGGACGGGCGACGACGAGCGCGACCUCCUGCGCAAGGCGUGGACCGAGACCAACAGUCGCCCACUGCCAGAGGAGCCAACGCCGCCGGCACUUCCCUCCCGCCCCCUCCCUGACCCAACUAUUGCUAGUAUCGCCUCGCCGUCACCACGCCCCCUCCCGAACCCAGCCGACUACAUAACCGCGAAACCGAUGCCGACCGCCGCCGCCACGCCCGCCUCGCCGCCCCCGUCCGCCACUCGCCCAUCAGCGAUGCCGCUCUCGCCGCGCGCACCCCUCUCGCCGCGCGCCCCGCUCUCACCCCACGCGCCACUGUCACCCCGCCUCGCAGGCGCAACCUCACCGCGCUCGCCGCGCUCGCCGUUCGCGCGCCCGGGCUCAGCCGCUGCGUCUGCGUCGCCUCGCCCAGGAAGCGCAGGCUUGGCAGGAAAAUCCCUGCUCGAGCGCGAAAUGGAGCGCGAACGAGAACGCCAGCGCGAGUGGGAGGAGAAGCAGAAGGAGACGCGGGCUGCGGCGCGCGUCGACGGCGAGGGCUCGGCGCCGGGUCAGUCUUGGGACGUCCAUCAGUAUGGGUAUAUGGGUGGUGAUAGCCAGAAUCGUGGGGGCCAGGGCAUUGGGUUCGGUGGGAGGAGGGGCAUUGUCGGGCCGAGGCCGAGGCCGUAG